This is a messenger RNA of Chenopodium quinoa (quinoa), 1218 nucleotides long. RefSeq lists its product as uncharacterized. The record is from RefSeq and is a predicted model, not a curated record. Lineage: Eukaryota; Viridiplantae; Streptophyta; Magnoliopsida; Caryophyllales; Amaranthaceae. Bases 253 to 1047 code for a protein of 264 amino acids. The transcript is spliced from 3 exons.
UUUGGGCACCGAUUAAUCGCUCUCAACAUUGCACUUCUCGCUCCCCUCUCUCUCCUCUCUGCCCAGUGUCUGCUUUCUUCACUUGCUGAGCGAGUUCUCCAUUGAAGCGCACGCAACAUCGCACGCGACAUUCGCCACUAAAGCGCACUCAUCAGUGCACUUGACGUUCUCCAUUGACGUGCACUCAACAUCGUACGACGUUCUCUAUCGAAUACUUGUAUCCCCCAUUGAAGCAGUUUCUGAGUUGCGCCAAUGUCAUUAAGAAGGAAACUUCAGAGCAAUGCUGUUGUACACAUUUGGGCAUUGUUAGCUUCUGGUUUUUUCGCCGGAGCUGCUUAUUUUCUACACAAAGUUCGUAAACAUCGGAUUGCGCAGGGCGGUUCGGACAUUCUACGAGAUGUCUUGUUGUAUGCGCUGCUUGUCGUGCUUUCAGGAGUACACAUUGUUGUGUUGCACUUUCCACUUAGGCUUAGGAGGUCUCGGAUCGCUCGGAUGACUCCAAGUCCCUUUUAUAUGGGGUUAGGCUGCACGGUUACAGCUCUGGUACCUCUGGCAUGCACCAUUGACGGUAGCUUAUCCGACGAGUUGAUGAUCCGUGAUUCACUUUGGUUUACUAUGUUUUUUACGGUGGACUUUUUUUGCCUUCAGAUGGUCGUUCUUCCGGCUUUCGAGUAUAUGUUUGUUCACACGUCACUCUCGCUACUGCAGACGGUUGUGUUGAGCGUCACUCGACAAGAGGAGUUGCGACCUCUUUGGCUUUCGGUCACUGCAUUUGGUUGCUUAUGUUUUUUGGACCUGCAUCAUUGGCUGACGACACCUGCUCCUGUUCGUGAUGGCCAGACGGUUAUCAUUGACCUUAGACUCGGACCGCAGUUACCUAAUCUACCACCAUCCGACGCUAGACAGCCGCCUCCCUCAUCUACCUUGAUAGAGGAGUGUCAUCAGUUCGUGUUAGAGCACUAUCACUCUAUUGCCUUGAGAUUAAUGUAUGUGAUUAUGCUUGUAUUAGCAGUUCAUUUGUUUGUUUUGUCUAGGUGGGAGCAUUAGUACUAUUGGUUAUGAUAUGGAUUGAUUUAGUGUCUUGUAAUUUCUUUUACAAUGUUUUUUGCAUGGAGAGUUUUUCAUGAAAGUUUACAUAUAUGUAUAUAAUUUGUUUUUAAUGGUUAAAUAUUUGCUAUAAUUUACUAGUGGAUUGUUUUUUGUCCGUAAGUUGUAACA